AGUUCAGAAUUGCAACACAAGAUUUGUUGAAUAAUAAAUUGUAAUCGUAACAUGGUGUUUAUGUUCACAUAUUACAUUUCACCUUAACGUUUCAUGCAUGGCUUUUCUUACGAUCCUAACAAUUUAGGUAUGGAUUUUCUUACUAUGCUAACGAUACGUACGUUCAAACUUUUGCGGGUAUCUCGCUUCAUAGGAGGGUGAGAGAGGGAGGCAUCCGCACGAUUUCAGCCAUCCACAUAAAGAAAUGCGGGUGCAGUUAUUGAACUGGGAUCAUUUUCACGCGGGGAAAAUGUUUACAGCCUGACGUCACAAUCAGAACACGAUCAGAACGAUUGGGAACUAUUUCACGCUGGGAACAUUUUUACAUGACACGUCGCAUCGGAAUCAGAGCUCUCGACUCCUUGCUUGCUUACUUAGGCUAAAUGUUGUCGCCCAUCAUUUUGUUUCUCCUUUGAAACAUUCCCAGGGCGUUCCAGAGGGAAUGAUAACUGGAACGUACACUUUCACUUUCACUUUCUAGCCUACAGAACUGUAAAACUCGGACCGAAGGAAAUGGCAUUCAGCUUUUUUUGGAAAGUUACCAUACCGUUUUUGGCUUAUUUUCUUGUGGAGGUGACAGGAGAACAGCAGUAUGGUGGCCUGGGAGGAGAGAUCACCCUGACCCCCAAGGUCUCAGGACAGCCUGAGGACAUCCUGUGGAAACACAAUGGGAACAAGGUGGUGGAGUUUGAUGGGAGUCAGAAUGUGGAGUAUGGCAGGUAUAAAGGCAGGACCGUCCUGGACUGGGACUCUGGAGAGCUAUCUAUCAAAGGUCUCACUGAUGCAGACAGUGGGCCCUAUGAGUUAGAGGCUGCCGUCAAGGGCAAGCUGCAGUACUCACAACAUGAGGUGGACGUUAUUGAUGAUGUGGCACAGCCCAGCGUUACCUGUGUGGUCAACAUCACAACCCCAGAGAAAAGCGACCGAACCCUGCUGUGCUCAGCUGACCUUCAGCCCCUCACCAAGUUCAUCUGGAGGAGUCCUGGAGGGUCAGUAAGUCCAGGACCUGAACUGUUCAUAGCUGGGGGGGAGAACCAGGAGUCUGUCUACACAUGUGUGGUGAAAAACCCUGUUAGUGAGAAAACUGCAGAGUUCACCCUGAAGGACUGCUACGCUGAGGAAGGCUCAUCCAGUGUCCUGGCUGUGAUCCUGUCCAUCCUCAUCCUCCUUGUCUUAGUUGCCGUUCUGGUAUUAUUGUGGCGCUGGAGGAAAGGCAAGAAACCGGCUGAAGCUGCACUGAGAAAAUCUGAAGAGGAGGCGGUGCUGAUGAAAGUUACAGUACAAGGAAACCAAGAUCCUGAAGAUGACCAUUCUGAGAACACUGGAAAUACAACUUAUACACAAAAAGGACAUGUGAAGGAGGUGAUAGAGCUGUUUAACAAGCAGGAUGCAGAUGCAAACAGUAAACAGCACACCGCACCAACUGGAAGGAUUUUGUCUCCAACAAAAAGUGGGGGUCACAUCCCAUUGGACAGACAGAAUGACAGGCUCUCAGACAAACAGACAGAGACAGAGCCAGUACAGGACAAACCCACCCCGGCCCAACCAGACCUAGUCACACCAGACCCCACCCUGGCCCAACCAGACCCAGUCACACCAGACCCCACUCUGGCCCAACCAGACCCAGUCACACCAGUGCCCACUCUGGCCCAACCAGACCCAGUCACACCAGUGCCCACUCUGGCCCAACCAGACCCAGUCACACCAGACCCCACCCCGGCCCAACCAGACCUAAUCACACUAGACCCCACCCUGGCCCAACCAGACACAACAGUUACCAUUCUGGGCCAACCAGACCCAGGCACAUCAGAGUCUACCCUAGCCCAACCAGACCCAAGCAUACCAGAACCCAAAGAAGCCCAGCUAGGUCCGGACACACCAGAACCCAACCAGGAAACAGGAGUGUCGGAGACAAAGCCAGUCCAGGACAGGCCUGGGAACAAGGACAGCACUCCACUCUUGAACAACUCAGACGCCAUGUUCCUCCUCAGCACAGACACACAUGUUGCUCUGGACCACAAUGGUGGGAAAUCAAACAUCCAUGAGCCUCAAGCUGCACUGAGAAAAUCUGAAGAGGAGGCGGUGCUGAUGAAAGUUACAGUACAAGCCCAACCAGACCCAAGCAUACCAGAACCCAAAGAAGCCCAGCUAGGUCCGGACACACCAGAACCCAACCAGGAAACAGGAGUGUCAGAGACAAAGCCAGUCCAGGACAGGCCUGGGAACAAGAACAGCACUCCACUCUUGAAUAACUCAGACGCCAUGUUCCUCCUCAGCACAGACACACAUGUUGCUCUGGACCACAAUGGUGGGAAAUCAAACAUCCAUGAGCCUCAAGCUGCACUGAGAAAAUCUGAAGAGGAGGCAGUGCUGAUGAAAGUUACAGUACAAGGAAACCAAGAUCCUGAAGAUGACCAUUCUGAGAACACUGGAAAUACAACUUCUACACAAAAAGGACAUGUGAAGGAGGUGAUAGAGCUGUUUAACAAGCAGGAUGCAGAUGCAAACAGGAAACAGCACACCGCACCAACUGGAAGGAUUUUGUCUCCAACAAAAAGUGGGGGUCACAUCCCUCUGGACAGACAGACAGACACAGAGCCAGUACAGGACAAGCCCACCCCGGCCCAAUCAGACCUAGUCACACCAGACCCCACCCUGGCCCAACCAGACCCAGUCACACCAGUGCCCACCCCGGCCCAACCAGACCUAAUCACACCAGACCCCACCCUGGCCCAACCAGACCCAGUCACACCAGUGCCCACCCCGGCCCAACCAGACCCAGUCACACCUGUGGCCACCCUGGCCCAGCCAGACUUAAUCACACCAGACCCCACCCUGGCUCAACCAGACCUAGUCACACCAGAACCCGCCCUGGCCCAACCAGACUUAGUCACAACAGAGCCUGUGCCAGCCCAACCGGGUCCAAUCACAACAGAGACAGCUCCAGGCCAAACAGACCCAAGAACAAGAGAGACAGCUCCAGGCAAAACAGACCCAAGAACAAGAGAGACGGCUCCAGGCAAAACAGACCCAAGAACAAGAGAGACGGCUCCAGGCAAAACAGACCCAAGAACAAGAGAGAUGGCUCCAGGCAAAACAGACCCAAGAACAAGAGAGACGGCUCCAGGCAAAACAGACCCAAGAACAAGAAAGACGGCUCCAGGCCAAACAGACCCAAGAACAAGAGAGACGGCUCCAGGCAAACCAGACCCAAGAACAAGAAAGACCGUUCCAGGCAAAACAGACCCAAGAACAAGAGAGACGGCUCGAGGCCAAACAGACUCAGCAGACACAACAGAGACAGCUCCAGGCAAAACAGAACCAAUAACAAGAGAGACGGCUCCAGGCAAAACAGACCCAAUAACAAGAGAGACGGCUCCACGCAAAACAGACUCAAGAACAAGAGAGAUGGCUCCAGGCAAAACAGACCCAAGAACAAGAAAGACGGCUCCAGGCCAAACAGACACAGCAGACACGACAGAGACAGCUCCAGGCAAAACAGACCCAAUAACAAGAGAGACGGCUCCAGGCCAAACAGACCCAAGAACAAGAAAGACAGCUCCAGGAAAAACAGACCCAAUAACAAGAGAGAUGGCUCCAGGCAAAACAGACCCAAGAACAUAAGAGACGGCUCCAGGCAAAACAGACCCAAUAACAAGAGGGACGGCUCCAAGGCAAACAGACCCAAGAACAAAAGAGACGGCUCCAGGCAAAAUAGACCCAAGAACAAGAAAGACGGCUCCAGGCAAAACAGACCCAUGAACAAGAGGGACGGCUCCAGGCAAAACAGACCCAAGAACAAGAGAGAUGGCUCCAGGCAAAACAGACCCAAGAACAAGAGAGACAGCUCCAGUCCAAACAGACUCAGUACACACAACAUAGACAGCUCCAGGCAAAACAGACCCAAUAACAAGAGAGACGGCUCCAGGCCAAACAGACCCAAUAACAAGAGAGACGGCUCCAGGCAAAACAGACCCAAGAACAAGAGAGACGGCUCCAGGCCAAACAGACUCAGCAGACACGACAGAGACAGCUCCAGGCAAAACAGACCCACUAACAAGAGAGACAGCUCCAGGUCAAACAGACUCAGCAGGCACAACAGAUCCCGCCACGGCCCAAAAAGACCCAGGCACAACAAGACCUGAAGAAGUUAAUCUAGGCACAAACACACCAACACCCAAAGGGGCUCCACUAAAUGCAGAAACAGAAAAACAGGGUAGACAGGUGGAUGCAAAGAACAAGGUGGACGUUGGGAAGGAUGGAAAGACAAACCACAACCAAAGGGAUUGGAAAGAGGGAAAGCAGAAGGUGGAACUGGAAAAAAAAAAAAGAAUAAGGGAGAGGAGCUGGGGGCAAUUGUUGGAGAGAUGGACAAACAGAUAGAAGAAAAAGAUAAAGAUGUGGGAAAAGACCUCAGACAGAAGCAAGGUGGAGAAGAUACAGAGCUGGAUAGAGAGAAUAGAGGAGAGGGGGAAUGAUGCAAACCCAAAGAUAAAGAACGAAGGAGAAAGGACAGUACACAGCAGACCACAAAGACAAGAACCAGACAAAUCAACACACAGGAGGACAACCAGGAUACCCAGUCAGGGGAACCAGCCAGGGGAGUAGAGACAGAAUAAUGAUGUGGAAGAAUAAGGGAAAGGGCAAAGAGGAAGUAAUAAAGAGACUGAGAGGAGAAAGAUGAGAAGAGAAAAGAGAACAGAGAUGGAAAAAUGACCACAAUAGAGGUAUUGGUGCAAACACAGAGGAUGAGAGGGGAAAUGAAGGAGAGAUGGAGGAGGAAGGGGAAGAGGAGAAGGAACCAGACACAGAGAAAGAAGGAGAUGAUACCAACCAGACAUCCACCCAGAGUGAUGAGGAGAUGGAUGAGACACCCACCCCAGACCCCAAUGAGCAGCACAUUACCCAGACUACACUACAGGGGCAGUCCAGUGACUCCACAGGAGCCCUAGAGAACCAAGAAGAGAUGGAACAUGAGACACCCACCCCAGAAC
Molecule: messenger RNA, 5033 nt
Organism: Coregonus clupeaformis (lake whitefish)
Lineage: Eukaryota; Metazoa; Chordata; Actinopteri; Salmoniformes; Salmonidae
Product: sialidase
Exons: 11
Coding region: 553-3663 (1036 amino acids)
Source: RefSeq, a predicted model, not a curated record